Esox lucius (northern pike) is the source of this 1482-nucleotide messenger RNA. It is a transcript of the gene tnni1b, whose product is annotated as troponin I type 1b (skeletal, slow). Gene Ontology annotation, cellular component: troponin complex. The record is from RefSeq and is a predicted model, not a curated record. The coding region runs from base 103 to 672 and encodes 189 amino acids. Lineage: Eukaryota; Metazoa; Chordata; Actinopteri; Esociformes; Esocidae. Gene Ontology annotation, biological process: muscle contraction. The transcript is spliced from 8 exons.
GGCUGAGUUAAAUAGACUGCCGCAUUCCUCUUUCCAUCAGUCAGACCACCUCCCCCGGAUUCCUUCAACCUCAGCAGAGAAAGGGUAAUCUACAUUGCCAAGAUGCCGGAGCAAUUACAAGAGAAGCGAAAGUCGAAGAUAUCAGCCUCCCGUAAGCUCAUGCUAAAGAGCUUAAUGGUCGCCAAGGCGAAAGAAGAGAUUGAGCAGGAGAUUGUGGACAAAGAAGCAGAGAAGCAGAGGUAUUUGGAAGAGAAAGCUCCUCCGUUACAGAUGGGUGGCAUGUCCUUCUCUGAGCUCCAGGAGUUAUGUCAGCAGUUACAUGCUAAGAUCGAUGUGGUGGAUGAAGAGAGAUACGAUAUUGAAGCCAAAGUCCUCCACAACACCAGAGAGAUCAAGGACCUGAACAUCAAGGUUUUGGACCUGAGGGGGAAGUUCAAGCGGCCCAACCUGAGGAGGGUGAGGGUUUCUGCGGACGCUAUCCUUCGCUCCCUCUUGGGCUCCAAACACAAGGUCUCCAUGGACCUUCGGGCAAACCUCAAGUCAGUCAAGAAGGAGGACACAGAGAAGGAGAAGACAGUGGAGGUGAGUGACUGGAGGAAGAACGUGGAAGCCAUGUCUGGUAUGGAGGGCAGGAAGAAGAUGUUUGAUGCAGCAAAAGGCCCAGCUCAGUAGACCUGAAAUAGUGUUUCAUAUUUCUUUUAUUCAUGGACAUUGACAUUUUAUUGAUGUUUUGAACAGUUUUUUUGUGUGAGUUGAUCUAUGUCUUCUGUCAAUGCCAUUAAAAUGCUUGAAUUUACGGUUUAGAAUGGCUUACACAAAACAAACUAUCCUGUAUGCUACUACAAAUACAAUCACAAGUUUUGCUUCAUCCAUAAUGUCAAUAAUUCUAAUUAAUAAUUAUUAUGAUCGAGCAGCUGUCUAGUAGGUACAGCCAUGGUCCGUUCUAGCCAUUGUGAUUACAUUCAGCACAGCAUGACUUAUGCCAUGUUCAAAUGAUAUCUGAAUGACUGAUGAAAAAAUGGGGGCCCCAUGGAGUUGAAGGAUGCGUGACCAAUUUGUAUUUUGUCCAUGAUACCAACAACAAAAAUUGUUGACAUGGGAUCAUUGAAUGACUGUCAUUGACUGAUAUUUCAAGUGGAAAUAUACUAGUGCACAACUAAAUUGCAAAAUAAAAUUGUUUUGGGGGCUGAUGCUUGAGUCACAUAUUUGCUGAGUCAGGAAGUCAGUCUUACUUAAAGCUGUAGAUGGUGUAGAUUUUCUUUUGCUAUUAUGGAUGCAAAUGUGUUGAUUAGUAAAUUAACCUUUUGAAAACAUCAACUCCUAAUGAGUGUUUGGCCCUUGAGACACAGUUGAAACUGCUUCAAUAAUUACUAAGAUUAAUAAAAGUACAUUCCGUCCACACAACUAUGUACACAAUCCUUUUGCUAUAACAGAAAAAGUAAAAAUGUAUGUGUGACUGAAAUGAAAUUAUUACCAAAGAGA